AUGUUAACCGACUGUAUAUCAGCUAGUUCGUCAUUAGGUAUGAUGACAAGUGAACGAUCAGUGAAUAUUACAUUGUCAACUAAUGCACAUGUUUACUUAGCAUAUAUGGGAAGUGCUUGGGUAGGACUGAAUUAUCCACCCCAAAGUGGUCUUCAAUGGUCAAGGACAACUUUCAUUGAUCUUCGACUUCGAGAUGAUGGUUUCAUUAAUACUCCACCAGUAGCAAGCGUUGUUUCUCCACAAUAUGCUAUUGUGAAUACAUCUACUCAGAUUCGAAUCCCCGUUUCCGAUCCCAAUGCAGCAGAUGAUGUACCUUGUCGAUGGUCAAUAUACACGCUAGGAGUAGAAGAUUUUAUCAAUGAAUCAAGUAAUACUCCAAUGAGAUCCGUACCAGUUCAAUUUUUAAUUUAUGUUAUGCCACAGCCAUUCUGUCAGAAAUCACCCGUUAUUAUGUCAUUUGUGGAUAGUACGGAAGUUCUUAUUGGUAUUCCGAAGAGCUUUAGUAUCUAUGCGAUGACCAUAUGUGAUCCAAAUGAUGUUGAUAUUGCAGAAUUCGUCAUCACAAGUGGAAUAUAUGCUAUGGGAGUUGGAAAUCUGAUGAAAUCAGCGUCAAAUUCAUCAUUAUCCUAUGUACAUUUCACCUGGACACCGCAAACUAAUCAAAUUGGAUUACAAGAAUUGUGCAUGAUUGGCUUUACUGAGUAA
Messenger RNA from Rotaria sp. Silwood1, 705 nucleotides. Lineage: Eukaryota; Metazoa; Rotifera; Eurotatoria; Philodinida; Philodinidae. The record is from the annotation of a GenBank genome assembly.